AGGCUGGAAGUGUGGAGACCUGCAGGGAGGUUUGAAGGGAAACCUGAAUGAGCUUCUUUGAUGGAUGGAGGGAGUGAAGUGGGUCUCAGUUGCCCUACACGGCAUGGGAGUGGGAGCGAGACACCAUGCCCUAUGGAGCUGUGUCCCUUUGAGAGUGGGUUCCUGUGGCUGGGGUGUUGGUAGGCGUGUGUGUGUGUGUGUGUGAAGGGGUGUUCAGUUGAUAGGCAGCUAAUACAGUGGAACGUUUUCAGUUUCAACGGUGAGUCGGGAGACUUGGGGCCUGGUCCUGGCUCACCUUGCCCUUGCAGUGUGACCUUGCACAAGUAUUUUGGCUUCACAUAGCUUCAGUUGUUCCAUUUACAAACCUGGGCUCAGCAACACUGUUCUGUCCCUUAUUCAAGGAUGCUGUGAGAGUACUGGGAAGCUGGUUGAGAGGUGCACAGUGGCCUGGGGAGAUAACCUUCCCACGGGUGUGCAGGGAGCCCAGUGCUGGGCAUGUUUGCUGAGCACUGAGUGCGGUGCUCAGUCUCUGCACCAGGCCUGGCUCCUCCAGAGUUCUUGCUUUGGUUCAGUGACCCGCAACUUUUCAAGCUUAUGAUUCAUCCUGUUAGGCAGUGGGAAAACCUUUAAUGUUUAACCCGGGGAGGUCACUUGCAAGUUUACAGGGGUUUAUUUCUAUUUCCUGCUUUGGUGACCUUCCUUCCUGCAGGUUUUGGAUCACUUCCUAUCUUUGGGCAUCUGACUUGAGAAGCUGUUCCCGAGAAUUCCCCAUCAGUUUUCAGCCUGUGCCUUGUGUGUUGCACGCACAGGGCUUGAUGUGUCUUGUAACAGAAGGGGCUGGUGACUGCAUUCGGAAGUGCCCAUGACAGAGCUGGUGUCCUCCAGGGGAGGGUCCCCUACAGGGGAGGAGGGUCUAGGGGACGACCACGGCCUGGUUAUCCACCACCCGGCAGAGGAACAGCCCCACCGCUGCCCCCUGUGCGGGCAGACCUUCUCCCAGCAGCCCAGCCUGGUGCGGCACCAGAAGGCGCACGUCGGGGCGGGCCGCGCGGCCGCCUUCGUGUGUCCCGAGUGCGGCAAGGCCUUCAGCGUCAAACACAACCUGGAGGUGCACCAGCGCACACACACCGGCGAGCGGCCCUUCCCCUGCCCCGAGUGCGGCCGCUGCUUCAGCCUCAAGCAGAACCUGCUCACGCACCAGCGCAUCCACAGCGGCGAGAAGCCGCACCAGUGCGCGCAGUGCGGCCGCUGCUUCCGGGAGCCGCGCUUCCUGCUCAACCAUCAGCGCACCCACGCGCGCAUGCCCACGCCGCACCCGCGCCGUCCCGGGGUCUUCGGGGAGCGGCGACCCUACUUCUGCCCCCGCUGCGGCAAGAGCUUCGCCCGUGAGGGCUCGCUCAAGACCCACCAGCGCAGCCACGGCCACGGGCCCGAGAGCCAGGCGGCCCCUUUAAGCCGUGUGCUAUGACCUGUGGGAGACCCGCCGCCAUCAGCUGCCUGAGAUCCGGGAGUCACAUCCAGGGGUGCUGAGUUGCGGUCCCCUCUCUGGAUGGGCUCCUGGGGGAGGGGCAGGGCCGGAUUGGGGUGUUAAAGGGGCUUGGGCCACUCCCUUUCUUUUUCUCCCCCCUGGCUGGCUGCAUGCAUCUGCUUUGGGCACCGGCGUUGGUUUGCCUCUUCCAGCUCCUGCUGCCUAGAGCAGCAUGGCAGCCUUGGAAGCGACUUGGAGAGGGCCACUUUCCACAGCUCCCAGACCCAAGCUUUGUCCACAAAGCCUCAGCCUCCUGCACCCCCUGUCCGGUGGCCUUGAGAAGCCAUUUCACACCGUGUCUCAGUUUGCUUAUCGUACCAAGUGGACAGGAUCUCGUGGCCCAGGACGUGCAGGGCACACCUGGGCAUGGAGACUUAAAAUGAAGUCCCAUGGGGGCCUGGCAUCUGGCAUCUGGGCGUGAGGACAUAUCUCCUCAGAAGACUAACCUGAAGAUGUCCUGUUUUGGUAGAACCUGGAAUUAGAGAGUGAUUCCACACCUUGGUGGAAAACUCCCUAGAUCUGACUUGAGUCACAGCUGGACAAGCCUCCUUUCGGCUUCCUGACCCUAGACCUCGACACAGGUGUGUAGAUGCCUGAGUCUCUGACACCUCUCUGUAUGGAGAGCUGGUUUAUCUUCCAGCCUGGCCCACCGCUUGGUUGAAGGGCAGGGACAAGAAGCGACUGGCCUGCCCUAUUGCAGCAAGUUGAUGGCAGCCUGGCUUGAGAGGCAAAACUUCCCUUAAGAUGUGAACAGCACCUGAAGGCUUCCAUGCACUUGCUGAACUAGAAAGAUUAACACUUGAGGGGCAAGUGUCUUUUUACAACCUGAUGGAGGCUAUGGACCUUCUCCUAGGAGAACGCACAUACCCACGUAGCUCUCACAAUGCCAAGCAGUUUCAGGAGCCUCCAAACUCCAGACUAAAGACCUCAGCCCUGGGAUUUCAUGUGCCAUCCUGUCCUUACUCCAUACAAGUGUGUCUCUCUCCUCCUGGUCUCCUCUUGUUUGGGAAUAAAGAAUGCUGAGGCUGA
Messenger RNA from Psammomys obesus (fat sand rat), 2557 nucleotides. RefSeq names its product zinc finger and SCAN domain-containing protein 2. Gene Ontology annotation, biological process: regulation of transcription by RNA polymerase II. Bases 863 to 1468 code for a protein of 201 amino acids. The record is from RefSeq and is a predicted model, not a curated record. The transcript has 4 exons. Lineage: Eukaryota; Metazoa; Chordata; Mammalia; Rodentia; Muridae. Gene Ontology annotation, molecular function: RNA polymerase II cis-regulatory region sequence-specific DNA binding; DNA-binding transcription factor activity, RNA polymerase II-specific.